This is a messenger RNA of Xyrauchen texanus (razorback sucker), 4888 nucleotides long. It is a transcript of the gene camk2a, whose product is annotated as calcium/calmodulin-dependent protein kinase II alpha. Gene Ontology annotation, biological process: protein phosphorylation. The record is from RefSeq and is a predicted model, not a curated record. Gene Ontology annotation, cellular component: neuron projection; cytoplasm. The transcript has 19 exons. Gene Ontology annotation, molecular function: calcium/calmodulin-dependent protein kinase activity; ATP binding; calmodulin binding. The coding region runs from base 109 to 1584 and encodes 491 amino acids. Lineage: Eukaryota; Metazoa; Chordata; Actinopteri; Cypriniformes; Catostomidae.
GCCACCAUUCUUCUCUCAUUUCACUUUUCCAGAUCUAGAAGCCGAUCGUCUCUGUAGAACAUCUGACCACACUUACAUUCCUUCAAACGCUUCAAGGCACUCACAGUAAUGAGUAUGGCGACCAUCACCUGCACACGUUUUACAGAGGAAUACCAGCUGUUUGAGGAACUGGGAAAGGGUGCAUUUUCCGUGGUGCGGAGAUGUGUGAAAGUUCUCUCAGGGCAAGAGUAUGCUGCCAAGAUCAUCAAUACAAAGAAGCUGUCUACUAGGGAUCACCAGAAGCUAGACAGGGAGGCUAGAAUCUGCAGACUUCUCAAACACUCCAAUAUUGUACGGCUACAUGACAGCAUCUCAGAAGAGGGUCACCAUUACCUCAUCUUUGACUUAGUAACGGGUGGUGAGCUGUUUGAAGAUAUUGUUGCCAGGGAAUAUUACAGUGAAGCAGAUGCCAGUCAUUGUAUUCAGCAGAUUUUGGAGGCAGUUCUUCAUUGUCAUCAGAUGGGAGUCGUCCAUAGAGAUUUGAAGCCAGAGAACCUGCUUCUGGCCUCUAAAUCCAAAGGUGCAGCUGUGAAGUUAGCAGACUUUGGCCUUGCAAUUGAGGUUGAAGGGGACCAACAGGCCUGGUUUGGCUUUGCAGGCACUCCUGGUUACCUGUCCCCUGAAGUCUUACGGAAGGACCCUUAUGGAAAAGCUGUAGACCUGUGGGCAUGUGGUGUGAUUCUCUAUAUACUGCUGGUUGGAUAUCCACCAUUCUGGGAUGAAGACCAACAUCGUCUCUAUCAGCAAAUUAAAGCUGGGGCCUAUGAUUUUCCAUCACCUGAGUGGGACACAGUCACUCCAGAGGCUAAAGAUCUGAUAAAUAAAAUGCUUACUAUCAACCCAUCCAAACGCAUCACUGCAGCCGAGGCUCUGAAACAUCCAUGGAUCUCACAUCGCUCCACUGUUGCAUCUUGCAUGCACAGACAGGAAACUGUUGAAUGCUUGAAGAAGUUCAAUGCAAGAAGGAAGCUCAAGGGUGCCAUUCUCACGACUAUGCUGGUCACCAGAAAUUUCUCAGGAGGAAAGAGUGGAGUGAGCAAGAAGACGGAUGGUGUGAAGAAAAGGAAGUCCAGUUCCAACACCCAGCUGAUGGAAUCAUCCGAGAGCACCAACACCACCAUUGAGGAUGAGGAUACAAGAGUGAGGAAACAGGAGAUCAUCAAAGUUACUGAGCAGCUCAUUGAAGCCAUCAGCAAUGGAGAUUUUGAGAAUUACACGAAGAUGUGUGAUCCCAGUGUUACAGCAUUUGAGCCUGAAGCGCUGGGAAAUCUGGUGGAGGGGCUGGACUUCCAUCGCUUCUAUUUUGAGAACUUGUGGUCAAAGAACAGCAAGCCUGUUCACACCACCAUUCUGAACCCUCACAUUCAUCUGAUUGGUGAGGAGGCUGCCUGCAUUGCCUACAUCCGCAUCACGCAGUACCUCGAUGUAAACGGCAUGCCGCACACUGCCCAAUCAGAGGAGACACGGAUCUGGCACCGCAAAGAUGGCAAGUGGCAGAUAGUUCAUUUCCACCGCUCAGGCGCUCCCUCUGCCAUCACCAAAUAAGAGAGUCAGUGGUGUAUAAGAGUUGCAGAUUUAUUCGCUAGAGAACUUACUAGCCCACAGCUUUGCAUCUUUUACUUGAACUUCAUUUGCCCAACCCUUUACAGUGUCAUCACAUUUACAUUUGCUAAUAUUACCUGACACAUUUCUUAGUGGAUAAGCUGAUUCAAGUCACAAUCUGCUGUUUUUGCCAUGUGUGGCAUUAAUGGUUCUAUUUCAAAGAUUAAGUGAUUACUGAUGGAUCAUACAGAUGAAGGGAAGUUUACAGCCAGUCAGGGAGUAAAACUAAACAAUUUCUUUGAAUAUUAUGUAUAUUUUUACAAACGUAUUGGCCAUCUUUUUGAUCGACCUAUAUUUGCAAAAACUGCUUGGAUACUGUAUUGUCACUUAAAAUGAAUACUUGAGACAAGCAUUGAGAAAUUCUUUAAUUCCAAAAUAAUUUUCCACUGAUUCAGAAAAAAUAUUUUCUCUGUUACUAACUUAAAUACAUGGAUUAUUAGAUAUAGCCUGUUGUUUUUCCCAACGCACUAAGCAUUUCAGUGUUUUACUGGCUCCAGUCGCUCUAACUGCAGUAUUACAAUUUUUAACCUAAAAUAUCUGUUUUGCUUUAUACUUUUUAAAUAGAUACCUCUGUAUUUCACUAUUUACUGUCAAAAUAAAUCAGUCUUAAAUAUGUUUAUAUAUCUGAACUAAAGUGGUAUGUUUAAAAUCCCUCAUUUACAUUGUAGAGUACUGUAAAUUCUAAGUAUUUAUAGAAUAGAUUUGUAGAAUAAGUACAUUUGCCAUGAUUUGAUCAUUUUUUUUGUGGUGACCUCAACAAAUGUAAUUGUUUGUGAUUCAUGCUGAUGUCAUGUGAGAGAAAAGUGGAAAUAUCAACCCAGCCCAAUUUCCAGAAGUUCACCACUGAACAUUUUCUAGUGUGUACUAACAGAGCUUUAGUGAAGCAUAUUUAACAUUUGCCCUUGAAAUUCAAAGCUGCAUCCAUGGCAAAAACACGAUCAAAAGUGAUGGAUCAUGAUUAAAAUCCAACCUGCAUAACAGGUUGGUUAAAGUUAAGUGUGGCAUUUAUGAUGGGGUUAUCAAGAGAGAAAGUACAAAAUCUUUGAUCAAGGUUGUUCUCCAAACCUGGCCUGGUGUGUCGUGCUCUGAGCUCUUCAAUAAAGUUCUUCCAGUCAAAAGAGCCACUACAUUUGCUCUUCCUUUUGUAUUUAGGGUUAAGCCUCCAUGUUUGAGAUGCUAUCAUGCCAGCUAACUUGAAUGGCAAAAAUUUGUUGUAAUCUGCCAUUGUCUGUAAUCAAGCAGUUCAAGUGUUACCUCAAUGCAUAUACAUAUUUACACACUGUCACCUUUAAUUCCAAUGUGAUGAUAGUAAUUCUAAUUGUAAUAUAUAAAGUGUUAUUGUGGCAGCGGGGGCUUGACCACGCCCCCGCUGCCACAGUUAUAUUCUGAAGCUUUUAAAUAUCUUUUUUUUUUGUCAUAAUAGCUACAAAGGGUAUAUUUGAUUCCUGAGUUUAACUUUUAUUCAAAUUAAAGGGCUGCAUUGCGCUCUAUGGAGAGAGAGAGAAAGAGCUUAUACCAAAUUCAUUCGAAUUAGUAAAUAAUCGGCUUUACAGUUCUUAAAUGUUACAAUGUUAUUAGAAUGAAUUUUCUAUCAACAAUGAUGUAAACAAUUAGGGAAGUGUUACUUUCAAUUAUGUGUGAUGGUCAAAAGACCCUACAUUUGUACCUUUUUGAUAUUGUAUUCAAAGAAUUGCAGUUUCCAGGCUGUUGUAAUCAGCCUUUCGCUAUCGUAAGCAGAAAAAGUGCUAUUCAAUACAGUCUUUCUGUCUUAUCUGAAAAAUUUAAGUAUUAACACUUGUAUAUAUAAUUGACCUUUCCCUCUUAUAUGCACAUAUAUGUUCAGAUUUAAUAAACCAGUUACAUUUUUAUUAGUGCAGUCACUAAUAAACAGUUAAUGUUUACUUUUUACAGUCUAAAACAAUCUGAACUAUUAUAUUAGCAGGUUACUUAAAGGUGUCAAAUAUCGCUGGUUCUUAGACUUUAUUAAAACAAAUGUUAAUGUGAAGAAAGCAUGAGUUUUUUUUGUGUAAUAUUGAUUUAAAUGCAAAAGUAUGUAAACUUUUGGUGAUGGCUGUAUAUACAUUGCUUUUCAUCAUGUGACUGGAGCACUUACCAUAGACAGCACUUUGUAAUCAUAUUUCUGAUUAAAACAAAAAACAAUUUUAGGCUACUUUUGACAUCUUUUACAAAUAUCCACUUGCAAUAUUGAAUUAUUAAUGAACUGCAAUUAUUAAAUUGUCAUUACUGAACCAAAGUUAUUGUUAUUAUACUGAUUAUUUAACUGCAAAACACAUUUAGAAUUUAAAUUAAUUAAAUGCACGGAAAACCUUUUCUAUGUCAUCGAGUAAUCUGUGGUUAAGUGCAAACAGCUGCAAUAAAUAAAUAAGUAGUUGCUUUGUGGAUUUUGAUGUUUUUGCCUACUCUAUUGUUUGUUAAGGGCACAUUGUUAUCUUUUGAUAUUAUUUUACGUAUAUAAUGUGUUUUAUUGAGGCAUGCUGUUUUAUUCCUACAAAGUGGGUGUGUAUGACGUGUUUUCUGAGUAAAUUGUGCUUUCUGUAGUUAAGGUGUAAUGCACCUAAUCUUGAAAAUUAAAGUGCUCUACAAAGGCUUGUCACUUGUGUAUUUGAUGUCAAUCUGUCAAUACAGAUUUCUUUUGAGCAGAUUUGUUGUUUGAGGAGUGCAUGCGAUCACCAAAACUGUGUGAUGUAUUUUACCUUAGCCCGAAAGACUUUGCAUUAGACUUUGGUCAUGUGACUGUAUAAAAAAAUCUGGCAUAAAGUCAUAAUCUUUAUCUAAAGUUAACAUGACAGCAUGUCAUGUCAAAACUUCUGACCUCAAGGUAAACAUUGAUAUUUUUUUACAAAUUAACUAUAUUUGGAAAAACAUGCUUCACUUAAAAUAUUUUAUCUAGGAAUUACAUGUUGAUGUUGAAAAUGGAUGAAUUCAAUAUUUACACUUCAUAAAUGGACAAACUCUUUGUAUCUAAGGAGAUACAUUGCCCUUUUAUGUGUAACAAAUGUUAAGUAUAAGUAGAUCUGCCAAAAUUAACACAUUUACCAAUGUAUCUGACAAUUCAAAUGAAGUAUCAUUAACUGGGCAAUGCCAUCACUAAAACAGACAUUCUCUGCUGCACUUUUUAUAUGAAUGCAGCUUCACAAUCGCUAUAGCUAUUAUAUAGCAACAGCCUGCCAGAUGAUUAAUAUUGUGGAGGAAGAGGGUUUAAGAGAGAGAUGUGCAACCUAUUUUC